AUGGAUCCCAUCAAAUAUAUCUUCGAGAAAUCAGCUCUUACUGGAAGAAUCACCCAUUGGCAAAUGUUGUUAUUUGAAUACGACAUCCAAUACGUUACUCAUAAGGCGAUAAAGGAAAGUGUGUUGUCAGAGUAUCUUGCCCACCAACCAGUGGAAGAUUAUCAUCCCAUACAAUUUGAUUUCCCGGAUAAAGACAUUAUGGUUCUACAUGACGAAAAGGUCACAAGUGACGACAAAAAACUUGAAUCAAAAACUCAAUGGAAGCUUGUAUUUGAUGGUGCAUCAAAUGCCAUGGGGCAUGUAAAUGGGGUUAUCUUGAUCUUUCUAGAGAAUAGAUACACUCCCUUCACAGCAAGACUAUGCUUCAAUUGCAUGAACAAUAUGGCAGAAUACAAAGCAUGUAUCAUGGGUAUUGAAGCUACUAUAAACCUAAGGAUCAAGGUCCUAAAGUUAUAUGGAGACUUGGAUUUAUUCAUCUAUCAAGUAAAAAGAGAAUGGGAAACUCGUGACCAUAAGUUGAUCUUGUAUCAUGAUCGAGUCACCGAAUUGACAGAGGAUUUACAAGAAAUCAUCUUCCACCAUAUUCCUUGA
This is a messenger RNA of Lathyrus oleraceus (garden pea), 591 nucleotides long. RefSeq lists its product as uncharacterized. The record is from RefSeq and is a predicted model, not a curated record. The coding region runs from base 1 to 591 and encodes 196 amino acids. Gene Ontology annotation, molecular function: RNA-DNA hybrid ribonuclease activity; nucleic acid binding. NCBI's taxonomy places the organism in Eukaryota, Viridiplantae, Streptophyta, Magnoliopsida, Fabales, Fabaceae. The transcript has a single exon.